Molecule: messenger RNA, 2320 nt
Organism: Candoia aspera
Lineage: Eukaryota; Metazoa; Chordata; Lepidosauria; Squamata; Candoiidae
Gene: BCHE
Product: butyrylcholinesterase
Exons: 3
Coding region: 1-1815 (604 amino acids)
Biological process (GO): choline metabolic process; acetylcholine catabolic process
Cellular component (GO): plasma membrane
Molecular function (GO): acetylcholinesterase activity
Source: RefSeq, a predicted model, not a curated record
AUGAUGCACACCAAUGGGAUGUGCAACCACACAAAAAUUCUCAUGUGGUUUCUUCUGUUCUAUAUGUUUGUCAAGAAGGUGUUCCCUGCUGGGGAUGAUACCAUCAUUGCUACUAAGAAUGGAAUAGUAAAAGGUGUUCAGUUGCCUGUGCUUGGUGGAACAGUAACUGCAUUUCUUGGGAUUCCAUUUGCAACACCACCAAUUGGUAGCCUGCGUUUCAAAAAGCCACAACCUCGAGAAGAAUGGAAAGGAAGUUGGGAUGCCACCAAGUAUGCCAACUCUUGUUUUCAGCUCCUAGAUAAUACUUUCCCUGGCUUUGCAGGGUCAGAGAUGUGGAAUCCAAACACAAAACUUAGUGAAGACUGCCUUUAUCUCAAUGUAUGGGUUCCUUCUCCCAAGCCUAAAAAUGCAACAGUCAUGGUAUGGAUCUAUGGGGGUGGCUUCCAAACUGGGACAGCCUCUCUAUCUGUUUAUGAUGGCAAGUUUCUAGCCCGUGUGGAAAGAGUCAUUGUUGUUUCAAUGAAUUAUAGAUUAGGGCCUUUGGGAUUCUUGGCUUUGCCAGGAAAUGAAGAAGCCCCAGGAAACGAAGGUUUGUUUGAUCAAAGGCUAGCACUUCAAUGGAUCCAUGACAACAUAGGAGCCUUUGGUGGCAAUUCCAGAAGUGUGACAUUAUUUGGAGAAAGUGCUGGAGCAGGGUCUGUUAGCUACCAUGUUCUUUCUCCACAAAGCUAUCCUCUCUUCACUCGGGCAAUCAUGCAAAGUGGAGCUGGAAAUGUCCCUUGGAGUGCAAUUCUACCAUCUGAAGCAAGAAGGAGAACUCUAGUUCUAGCUGAGCUCCUCGACUGUACUAGCGAAAAUGAAAGUGACAUCAUUUUUUGUCUUCGACACAAAGAUCCCCAGGAUAUAUUGGAGAAAGGAGUAGCUGUUUUAACACACACCAGUCUCAUAGAUUUGUAUUUUAGUCCAGUGGUUGAUGGUGACUUUCUUGCUGAUAUGCCAGCAAUAUUACUGAAAAAUGGGCACUUUAAACAAACACAGAUCUUGAUGGGAGUGAACAAAGAUGAAGGUACAACUUUUCUUGUGUAUGGUGCACCUGGCUUCAGCAAAGAUAACAACAGUCUUAUCAAUGAAACAAAAUUCCAGGCAGGUCUGAAACUUUCUUUUCCAGGAUUAAAUGAAAUUGGAUUGGAAUCUAUUGCUUUUCACUAUACAGACUGGGAAGAUGAGAAUAAUAUUUUCAAUUAUCGUGAUACCAUGGAUGAUAUCAUUGGGGAUUACAAUAUCAUAUGCCCAGUGGUUGAGUUCAUAAAACAAUUUGCCUUGGCAGAGAACAAUGCUUUUUUGUACUUCUUUGAGCACAGAUCUUCAAAACUUCCUUGGCCAGAAUGGAUGGGAGUUCCACAUGGGUAUGAAAUUGAGUUUGUAUUUGGACUGCCUCUGGAGCGAAGAGUUAAUUAUACGAAAGCAGAGGAAGCACUGAGCAGAUCUAUGCUGAAGUACUGGGCAAAUUUUGCAAAAACUGGAACACCCAAUGGAAGUCAGAUUAAUGGAACAAGAUGGCCAGUCUUCACAACUGCUGAACAAAACUACUUAACGUUAAGCACAAAUGGUUCAAAGAUUCGUGCAAAAUUACGUGCCGAAAAAUGUCGGUUCUGGAAUAAGUUUUUUCCUAAAGUCCUGGAGAUGACAGAAAAUAUUGAUGAAGCAGAACAAGAAUGGAAAGCAGGAUUCCUUCGCUGGAACAAUUACAUGAUGGACUGGAAAAAUCAAUUUAAUGAUUACACUAGGAAGAGGGAAAGCUGCACAGGUCUCUAAUUAAAAGUUUCAGCCUUUUUGGAAUGCUUGUACUGUCAAAGAUCAAGGCAAACAUGGAGAUAGUUAAUGUAGCAUAUCUAGCAAUAAGACAUAUUAGACAGGCUCACUGACCCAUCACAAAUAUACCAUUCUUCCAGGCCCAUUUCUAUUUAUAUCGAUAACUGUUAUGAAAGCACUUCCACCUUUUGAAGCAUCAGGAAAUGGAAAAUGAGCUUAAAGCAAUUAAAGCCAGAGGAUGAUUGAUGGAGAUAGAAUGGCCCCAGUCCAGUUGUAAAUUAUAUUCUUUAAAAAAAAAAAGGUUAUCAUCAAGCUGGUUGUACCAGCUAUGCAUUGCGAUUUUGGUGCACUUUGGAAUAUGCACCUCACUCAAGGCAAAGCUUCACAGGCUAAACCCUCUUUGACCAUCUGUCAAAUGGAAUUGUGUUCCUUCCAGGAAUGUGCACACUAGCUCAUUCAACUCCUAUACACACAUUGACCAGAAAUAUCUGAAAAUAGGCUGUUUUCU